This is a messenger RNA of Drosophila suzukii, 1480 nucleotides long. RefSeq names its product L-dopachrome tautomerase yellow-f2 (gene yellow-f2). The record is from RefSeq and is a predicted model, not a curated record. NCBI's taxonomy places the organism in Eukaryota, Metazoa, Arthropoda, Insecta, Diptera, Drosophilidae. Gene Ontology annotation, cellular component: extracellular region.
AUGUUAUCGCCACAAUUUCUAAUUGUCAGCCUAAUCGCAGGGCUAGAACUGCUUUCCCUGGCCGAUGGUGAUCCCAUGAUAGAGGUCUUCAGAUGGAAACAAAUGGACUUUUACAAUCGCGGGGAUGUACACCCGGUGUUGGGCGGCAGACGUGACAGGCCCAGCCACUCAGCCCCCGUUGUCUUUCCUGGGAGAUAUUCUCGUCAGAAGCGUGAGAUUAUGACCUCCCGCGACUCUCCGGUAGUAAUAAAGAGCCGUGUUGACAGUGAUGACCCCAAUGCCCCCUACAUUCCGUACAACAACGUGCCCAUGGGCGUUACUCAUUUCCGGGGACGACUCUUUGUCACGAUGCCCCGCCGCCGGGUGGGCAUCCCGUCCACCUUGAACUACAUCGAUGUGGCCAAGGAGGGAUCAAACCCGAGCCCCAAGCUGCAGGCCUAUCCCAACUUUGCGCUCAACCAGUUCAACGCGAGUGCGGAAAACAUUGUGUCUGUCUAUAGGACCUCGGUGGAUGCCUGCCAGCGCCUCUGGUUCAUCGACACUGGAAUGCUGGAGUACCCAAAUAACCGCCAACAGAUUCGGCGUCCCAGCAUUUGGGUAGUUGACCUGGCCACGGAUCGAGUGCUGAAACGCUUUGACAUUCCGCAGAGCAUCGCGGAGACGGGUCGCGGCUUGGCCAGUAUCACCGUCGAUGUGAAAGCGGGUCAGUGCGGCGAUGCCUACGCUUACAUUCCGGAUCUGGUGUACCGCCGACUGUACGUCUAUCACCUGCGAGACGAUCGGAUGUGGGCCUUCGAGCACAACUACUUUAACUUCGAUCCACUUUCGGGGGAUCUAAGCAUUGGCGGGCAGACCUUCCGCUGGGAUGACGGCAUCUUCUCGGUCACUUUGGGAGCCCAUAAGCCAGAUGGCAGCCGGGAUGUCUACUUCCAUCCCAUGGCCAGCACGAAUGAGUUUGUGGUGUCCACACGGGUUCUGCAGCAGGAGUCCAAUGCAGCUCGCUCCGAUCACGGCAACGAUUUCCGGGUGCUAGGAAGCCGAGGGCCAUCCACUCAAUCGACUAUGCAUGGCUAUGAUCCCGGCACCGGAGUGAUAUUCUUCGCCGAAAUCCAGAAAAACGGAGUGGGAUGCUGGAGGCCAACCACGCCAAUCUCCGCGAGAAACUAUGGCUCUGUGGACUCCAAUGCUAUGGAUAUGAUUUAUCCCAGCGACUUGUCGAUCGACGAGGACGGAACCAUUUGGGUGAUGUCCAACUCCAUGCCCAUCUUUAUCUAUUCCACGUUGGAUACGAAUAUAUACAAUUUCCGGAUCUGGAAACAAAAGGCUUCGCUGGCCAAGAGGGGAACAGUUUGUGAGUGAUUUGUGUGGGAUUACAUUAAAGAAUGUUUCACAAGUAUGUUUUUUAGUUAUAAGUGAAUUGAAAUUAGCCACUGAGCAUAUUUACAUAUAAAAUAAAAAAAAUUGGACUAAAACCUGAAAA